Messenger RNA from Trichechus manatus latirostris (Florida manatee), 2400 nucleotides. RefSeq names its product peptidase M20 domain containing 2 (gene PM20D2). The record is from RefSeq and is a predicted model, not a curated record. Bases 230 to 982 code for a protein of 250 amino acids. The transcript is spliced from 7 exons. Gene Ontology annotation, molecular function: dipeptidase activity. NCBI's taxonomy places the organism in Eukaryota, Metazoa, Chordata, Mammalia, Sirenia, Trichechidae.
UUUGCUUUUUAAAACUGUUUGAAGAAGUUAAGCUUAACUAUUAAAGUAAAAUGUUUAUUCUGUAAAGUUCUCUUUUGUUUAAUUAGGUGUUUGGUGACCAAUAAAUCUGCCUGGUUGAACUGGUGGAAUCGAAUUAGUAAUUGUCCUGGGAACCCCUGCAGAAGAAGAUGGUGGUGGCAAAAUUGAUUUAAUUGAAGCGGGGGCUUUUAAAAAUCUUGAUGCUGUUUUUAUGGCCCAUCCAUCCCAAGAGAAUGCUGUUUAUCUACCUGAUGCGGCUGAACAUGACGUGACUGUGAAAUACUAUGGAAAAGCAUCUCAUGCUGCUGCUUAUCCCUGGGAAGGAGUAAAUGCAUUAGAUGCUGCUGUUCUUGCCUACAACAAUCUAUCUGUGUUAAGACAGCAAAUGAAACCAACCUGGAGAGUUCAUGGUAUAAUAAAAAAUGGUGGUGUAAAACCCAAUAUCAUUCCCUGUUAUUCUGAAUUAAUCUAUUACUUCCGUGCACCCUCAGUGAAAGAGCUUCCAGUUUUGACUAAAAAGGCAGAAGAUUGCUUCAGAGCUGCAGCUUUGGCUACAGGUUGCACAGUAGAAAUUAAAGGUGGAGCGCAUGAUUAUUACAAUGUUCUUCCCAAUAAGAGCCUGUGGAAAGCUUACAUGGAAAAUGGGAAAAAGCUGGGAAUAGAAUUCAUUUCAGAAGAUGUAAUGCUGAAUAGCCCAUCAGGAUCGACUGAUUUUGGAAAUGUUACUUUUGUGGUUCCUGGAAUUCAUCCAUAUUUUUACAUUGGCUCUAAUGCCCUGAAUCAUACUGAACAAUAUACUGAAGCUGCAGGAGCACACGAAGCUCAGUUCUAUACUUUGCGUACGGCCAAAGCUUUGGCAAUGACUGCGCUGGAUGUUAUCUUUAAACCAGAGUUGCUAGAAAGUAUCAGAGAGGACUUCAGGCUGCAACUUCAAGAAGAAGAAUUUUUAAAUACAGUAGAAUAAAAGGAAGAUUGGGGAGCCACUUACGAAUUACUAAGAAGUGAUGAUUUUUCCUUUAAUCAUUUUUAAUGAAGGAGGAAGUGCUUGUUUUUUAAUCAUAAAGGAGUCAAAUUCUUCUUACCUGAAAAGUAAGGAUAUGUAAUGUGUAGAAAACACGUUGCCACAUGUCUAAAACGAAAAUUUUUACCAAUUUCUGUACUUGAUGGAAUUGUGAUCUUUCAGAAACUGAUAUGUGAUAGCAUUUCUUAAACACCCUGGAUGAUACGUGGUUUAUCAGCAGUAAUAUUUUAUAAAUUUACAUGUUGUUGAGUAAGUGUAUUUAAAAAGGUCCUAAUAGAUUUAAAACUUUGUAUUCAGAAUUGACGCACAUGAAAGACGCUUUUGGUGUUUUAGAAAGUAGUUUUAAAAUUCAAGUUCUAAAUUCAGGGAAAGUACAUUUUGAAUAUCUGACUAUACCUGUUUUGGUUUAGAGAAUCUAUUUAUAAGAAAACUACACUUUUAAUCCUAGAAAUGCUUGUGGGAAACAACUCGAAACUCAGGUACAAAGAAUAAGCUUUAGUUCUACCAUUGGAAGGAAAACGAGAACGUGUUUUCUUUUUAUAAUUCACUCUGAGAAUUGGCAUUAAAUUGCUGUUCCUAAUUCAGUAUUACUGUAAUCGGAAAAAUUGUAGACAGAUAGGAGUAGACUCUUCCUAUAAGAUUUUUGCCUGGUAGUCCAGUGUGUUCUAGAAGCAUUUGAUGUGAGAAGCAGUGGCUGUCCACCAUGCCCUGCUUGACUCUUUAAUGUCAUAUAACUGGUCCCUUUCACCUAGCAGCUCUAUGAAGGCUUCUACUCAGAAGCCAGCCUGGUGGCUUGACAAUAUUACCGUUUACUGGAUUCUAAGCCUCCUUAAGCCCCAUCCUGGUCCAAUAUUAAUUAAAAAUUACUAUAAGUUUUUCAUGAUUAUUAUUUUGUGUGUAUUUCUUGAACAUGAUAAAAGUGUGAGAAAAAGUAUCUGGUAAAACAGAUAUUUUAAGCUGUGAAUAUGGAAAAGCUCUAGUAUAUUUUAGAGGAAAUUCCCAAAUUUGAGUGUAAGCAUUCCAAAAAUGGAAGGGGAAGGAAAGGAAAGUGAAAAUUUGGCCUCUUUGCUGUAAGCAAGUCACUUGGAAAAUGAGGGUUAGAUUAGAUCAUUUAUCCUUACAGACCUUAGGACCUUUAAUUACUAUUCUAUCUAAAAUUAUUUGAAGUUGUAAGAAAGAGAGGGGUUAUUUUUGGGAGGGUUAUAGUUGAGAAUUGCUUUUCUUCCCUAUCAUGGUCUGCAAACUAUGGCCUGAUAUGGCCUGCACAGCUUGUUUUCAUACGGCCAGCGAGCUAAGAAUGGUUUUUACAAUUUUGAAAAAGUUGUUUAAAAAAAAAAUGCAACAGAGACAGGAUGUGAUUU